Molecule: messenger RNA, 1948 nt
Organism: Ananas comosus (pineapple)
Lineage: Eukaryota; Viridiplantae; Streptophyta; Magnoliopsida; Poales; Bromeliaceae
Product: cryptochrome DASH, chloroplastic/mitochondrial
Exons: 13
Coding region: 34-1767 (577 amino acids)
Biological process (GO): photoreactive repair
Molecular function (GO): DNA photolyase activity; FAD binding; DNA binding
Source: RefSeq, a predicted model, not a curated record
AAAAAUUUCUAACUCCCUCGAGCCCUAAUCCAAAUGCUUCAUCUUCUCUCCCCUCCCCACUCCACCCCACUCAAAUCCCUAAUUUUCUCUCCAGUUCCUACCCCAAUUCGCUUCCUCUUCCGCUCCAAUCUCACCAUGAGCCUCUCUUCGUCCUCAAUUCCCCUUUCCAACGAUCGCCUCCGCCCUGUUCGAUGCUAUAUGGUGCCUGGAUUAAGCUCCGAGGAGGCGGAAAUGGCCUCCGAUGAAGCGUUUAGGAGGUACUCCUCUCCCAGUCUGAAGAGGACGGGGAAAGGGGUGGCGAUCGUGUGGUUCCGGAACGAUCUUAGGGUUCUCGACAACGAGGCGUUGGUUCGGGCGUGGGCGACGUCGGAAUCGGUACUCCCUGUGUAUUGUGUGGAUCCUCGCAACUUUGGGACUACUCAUUACUUCGGUUUCCCCAAAACCGGAGCUCUCAGGGCACAAUUUUUGAUAGAGUGUCUUGCCGAUCUAAAAAAGAAUUUGAUCAAAAAAGGGCUAAAUUUGCUGGUGAAACAUGGGAAGCCCGAAGAUAUCCUUCCUUCAGUCGUAAAAGCUUUUGGUGUCCACACAGUCUAUGCUCAUAAGGAAACAUGCAGUGAGGAACUUCUCGUUGAACAUCGUGUUCUCAAAAGAUUGCAACAAGUAGUGUUACCUCAAUCACCUGAUCAGGAACCGAUAAAUCCCAAAUUGCAACUUAUUUGGGGAACAACUAUGUAUCACAUUGAUGACCUUCCAUUCAGCAUAAGGGACUUACCAGAUGUUUAUACACAAUUUCGCAAGGCUGUUGAGUCUAAGUGCUUAACUAGGAGCUGCUGCAAGUUGCCAUUGUCAUUUGGGCCACCUCCGAGCGCUAGUUUAGAUGAGAUUGGUGGGUGGGGAGACAUUCCUUCGCUCGAACAAUUGGGACUCGAAGAAAAAAAGUGUGACAAAGGAAUGAGUUUUGUUGGAGGUGAAAAUGCAGCUAUAGGGAGAGUUACUGAGUACUUCUGGAAGAAGGAUAAAUUAAGGGUCUAUAAGGAAACAAGGAAUGGCAUGUUAGGACCAGAUUAUUCAACGAAAUUCUCAUCGUGGCUUGCUUCUGGCAGCCUCUCUCCACGUUAUAUUUAUGAAGAGGUUAAGAGAUAUGAGAAGCAGAGGAUAUCAAAUGAUUCAACAUACUGGGUUUUGUUUGAGCUCAUAUGGAGGGACUACUUCAGAUUUCUUUCAAUAAAAUACGGAAAUUCCAUCUUCCAUCUAGGCGGACCUCGGAAAAUAGUGAGCAACUGGAGCCAGGAUCGGGCACUCUUUGAGGCCUGGAGAGAUGGCCGUACUGGUUACCCUAUCAUCGACGCGAACAUGAAAGAGCUGUCAACCACUGGAUUCAUGUCGAACCGAGGACGGCAGAUUGUGUGCUCGUUUCUGGUUCGAGAUAUGGGCAUCGACUGGCGAAUGGGAGCGGAAUGGUUUGAGACAUGUCUCUUAGAUUAUGAUCCAGCUUCCAAUUACGGUAACUGGACUUAUGGAGCAGGAGUCGGCAACGAUCCAAGAGAAGAUCGCUACUUCAGCAUCCCCAAGCAGGCAAAAACCUAUGAUCCUGAAGGUGAAUAUGUUGCAUAUUGGUUGCCGGAGCUCCGCUCACUUCCAAAGGAGAGAAGGAACUUUCCAGGAAAUUCAUACACUAAGCAAAUCGUACCAUUAAAAUUUGAUACUACAUAUCAGAAGAAAGAUUAUAGCAAAAGAGAGAGAGCGGAUAAAAUGUAUGUUAGAUGAUGAGUGGCAGUAGAAGCAGAUUGAUAGCUUCACAAUGUAGUGUUUUGGAUAGUUAUUUUUAUUUAUUACCGAAAUAUACAAAGAUGGGUAUUGAUUAGAUGGGUACUAUUAAUGUAACGAUCCGACCCGCUAGCAAUAAUAAUUCAUUGGAUCUCAAAAUACUUAAGUCCAGUUAUUAUUA